UCCUACUACAAACGGCGACAUCAACAGUUGGUGCAGCACCACUCCCCACCCUAAACCUUGUCGGGUUUUCAUGGGCGGACCCCACGGUUACAACCCAAAGCGUCGAGAAGAGUUUAGGAACAUGGCGGUCAAGGUCGCGAUGGAACAAGCACUCUCAACCUAUGUGAAUGCUCAAAAGUACAAUAAUAAUUUAAGCAAACGUGCAAAGGCUGCAUGGCUCGAUUGUCAACGCCUUGUAAACAACACCAUUUCACAACUCAGUAGCACAUUCUCGGGCCUCAACACAAACGGAAGCAUCACAGAUUUCGACGCUCAAACAUGGCUAAGCACGGCCUUAACGAACCUCCAAGUAUGUAAAACCGGUUCUAGGGAACUAAAGGUGUCAUCGACUCUAUUCUCCGAUGUGGCAUCUAGUAACGUAACAGAGCUUAUCAGCAAUAGUUUGUCCAUAAACGGGGGCUUUCUUGACAAACAAGAAACUCCUAACGACGACGUCGUCGACGGGGAAUUUCCAAGUUGGGUGUCGAAAAAUAAGAGGAAGAUGUUACAAGACGCGGCACUGGCUUCCCAAGCCAUCGUGGUUGUGGCUAAAGAUGGAUCGGGGAAGUUCACAUCGGUUCAGAAGGGAAUAAACUACGCAGUUUCGAAGAGAGUCGGGAGUAAACGAGUGAUUGUUUACGUGAAAAGAGGUGUGUAUAAAGAGAAUGUGGAUAUCACAAGUCUAAUGGGUAAGAUCACAUUAGUUGGUGAUGGUUUAAGGUAUACGAUUAUCACCGGAAGUAGAAGUGUUAAGGGAGGAUACACAACCUAUAGUUCUGCCACCUUUGGCGUAGAAGCGGCAGGAUUCAUUGCCCGUGGCAUUACAUUUCGAAAUACGGCAGGACCAAAGGGUGCACAAGCUGUGGCCCUCCGAUCAUCUUCCGAUCUCUCAGUCUUCUACGCAUGCGGAUUCGAAGGUUACCAAGACACAGUUUUCGCCAUGGCCCAACGACAAUUCUACAAAUUGUGUUACAUCUACGGCACAAUAGAUUUCAUCUUUGGUAAUGCAGCCGUUGUUUUCCAAAACUGCAAUAUCUACGCUAGAAAGCCUCUAAGCGGCCAAUCAAACGUGAUAACCGCACAAGGACGUGGCGACCCGAAUCAAAACACGGGCAUCUCAAUCCACAAUAGUCGGGUCAUGGCAGCCCCGGAAUUCAAAACAUCGAUAGGGUCCGUGGGCACGUAUUUGGGUCGACCCUGGCAACAAUAUUCGAGAACGGUUUUUCUAAAGACUUAUUUUGAUACGUUGGUGAAUCCGGGCGGGUGGUUGGCUUGGGGCAAUACAAAUUUUGCUCAAAGUAGUUGUUAUUAUGGGGAAUAUAAGAACUUUGGACCGGGUUCAUCUACUACAAAACGGGUCAAUUGGACCGGUUAUCAUAAAAUUACUGAUGAUAACGUGGCAAAGAGAUUUACCGUCGCUAAUUUGAUUGCCGGCGCCGCGUGGUUACCGGCUACUGGCGUGCCUUUUAUUUCUGGUUUAUAA
Molecule: messenger RNA, 1522 nt
Organism: Impatiens glandulifera
Lineage: Eukaryota; Viridiplantae; Streptophyta; Magnoliopsida; Ericales; Balsaminaceae
Product: probable pectinesterase/pectinesterase inhibitor 33
Exons: 2
Coding region: 71-1522 (483 amino acids)
Biological process (GO): cell wall modification
Molecular function (GO): pectinesterase inhibitor activity; pectinesterase activity
Source: RefSeq, a predicted model, not a curated record